Messenger RNA from Lasiosphaeria miniovina, 936 nucleotides. RefSeq names its product methyltransferase domain-containing protein. The transcript has 3 exons. Gene Ontology annotation, cellular component: cytoplasm. Gene Ontology annotation, molecular function: protein-lysine N-methyltransferase activity. The record is from RefSeq and is a predicted model, not a curated record. NCBI's taxonomy places the organism in Eukaryota, Fungi, Ascomycota, Sordariomycetes, Sordariales, Lasiosphaeriaceae. The coding region runs from base 1 to 936 and encodes 311 amino acids.
AUGGCCAACAUUAACUCAGCGGCUUCUUCCCAACGUCCUGAAAAGCCAGCGCAUCUGGAGCCGUCAGAAUUGGGGACCAAGCAAUACUGGGACGAGCUCUACACGACGGAGCUGACCAACCACGCCGCGAACCCGGCCGACGAGGGCAUAGUGUGGUUUGACGACUCGGACGCCGAGGCCAAGGUGGUGGCGUUCCUCGAUGGCUCGGGCGCGGGGCUCGGGCGCGGGCUCGACAAGGAUGCUGCCGCCGUGCUGGACCUCGGCUGCGGCAACGGCUCGCUCCUCUUUGCGCUGCGCGACGACGGCUGGGGCGGCCGCCUCCUCGGCGUCGACUACAGCUCGCAGAGCGUGGCGCUUGCGCAGCGCGUGGCUGUUGCGCGCCGGCGGGGGCCUGGGCAGGAGGAAGAGAGCGAGGAAGAAGGAGAGGGUGCCGAAGCCGAAGCCGAAGCCGAAGUUGAGUUCUGCGUCUGGGACGUGCUCAACGGCGCGCUCGACGACGUGCGCGCAUCAUCACCGUCACCCCCUUCCGUGACAACACCAACGACAGCAGGGGCUGAAGGGGGAUGCCAUGAUAAUGCGACAGCGGCGGCAGCGGGCUGGGAUCUCGUCCUAGACAAGGGGACGUUUGACGCCGUCAGCCUGAGCGACGAGCGCGACGCGCGGGGGCGGCGCAUCUGCGAGGGCUACGGAGCGCGGGUGCUGUCGCUGCUCCGGACCGGGGGCGUGUUUGUGGUGACGAGCUGCAACUGGACCGAGGCGGAGCUACGGGAGUGGUUUGAGCCGGCGCCGGCAACUACGGCCACGGCGCCGCCAUUUUUUGUGCUGCGGCAGGUGGGCCGGAUCGAAUACCCCAGCUUCAGCUUCGGGGGCGUCAAGGGGCAGACAAUCAGCACGUUGUGUUUCGAGAAGGUAGCAGUGGCAGUCUCGCCAUCAUGA